AUGCCCGUGGCUGGCACUAGUAAACGUCCUUCUGUUCCCCUUUACCAUGCGAAGCCCCUUUGUAACACUGGCACAGACGGCGCUCCAGGUACCAUCACGCUGAAGAACGUGCUGCAUGUCCCCGACAUCAAGUACAACCUUCUGGCGCUGAACCUGGUGACUCGCGCGCGUCGUGGUGCUUCCGUCGUCAUUGCUGCGGACGACAGCCGCAUCCAGUUUGCCACAUGGAGCGUGCCUCUGCUGCCGUCCAAGGACACCGGCCAUCUCUUCCUCUACGCCAGCACCACGACCUCCCAACAAGCCACGGCGCUUGCGGGGGAGCUCGUGCACAGCAGCGAUGGGGAAGCCGAGGAUGCUGACGAGGGCGCCUCUGCACACGACGUGCUAGGCCAUCGCAGCAGCGCGGCCGUCGACGCCAUCCGGCAGCAGAUUGCCCAGGCCUCUUCCAAGCACAUCGUCACCUGUGGACCAUGUGCGCUUGGCAAGAGCACGCGCGCCUCCAUCCCGAAGCAGUCUGCUCCACGCAGCGCUGGGCCAUGCCAGCUGCUCUACGCAGACAUCGCCGGUCCGCUGGAGGAGACGUCGCUGCGAGGUGCACGCUACGCGCUGACCUUCAUCGACGACUGCACGCGUUUCGCUGGACGUUUCUCAUCCGGCACAGACGACGUCGCAACGGCAUGCACUGCCGACGGCGUGCUCUCAGCGUACUCGGAUGCGUCCUUCGCCUCCAACGUUGACACGCGACGUUCCCGCACGGGCUUCGUCGUCUUCUGUUCCACGGGCCCCGUGUCCUGGAACUCCAAGCUGCAGGCCACCGUGGCCACAGCCUCCGCCGACGCGGAGUACAUGGCUCUCGCAGCCACCGCACAGGAACUCAUGUUCCUUCGCCAACUCCAGGAGGAGCUCACCGGCGCCGUCCUGUGCGAGCCCACGCUCGUCCACACGGACAACCAGCCGGCGCAGCGCGUUGCCGAACACGCCGCCUCGCGCAUGCGGCACAUCCUCGUCAAGUACCACUACAUCCGCGAGUGCGUCGACACCAAGAGGAUUGUGCUGAGCUACCUCGCCACGGAGCACAUGAUCGCAGAUCUCCUCACGAAGAUCCUCCCUCGGCCCAAGACGGCUCAGUUCUGCACGAUGCUGUUCGACCAGCGUCCUCUGCCAGGCUGCCAGCCACGGGCCCGUCCUCAUUCGGGCCGGUCGCCACGUCCUUCGACUCCGCGUCAGGACCUCUGA
Salpingoeca rosetta is the source of this 1236-nucleotide messenger RNA. RefSeq lists its product as uncharacterized. The coding region runs from base 1 to 1236 and encodes 411 amino acids. Lineage: Eukaryota; Choanoflagellata; Craspedida; Salpingoecidae. The transcript has 2 exons. The record is from RefSeq and is a predicted model, not a curated record.